CACGCAGCCGCUCUUCCUUCCGCCGCGGCGGCCCCAGGGUCCGGCUCCGCGCUCACCGUGGGCCCUGCGCGAGUCUCCGGCUCGGGUCCCUGCCCCGCGCCGCGCUGGGCGCCAUGGCGCUCCCCGGAGCCCGGGCCCGGGCCUGGGGCUGGACGGCAGCAGCCAGAGCCGCCCAGAGGCGCCGCCGCAUGGAGGGAGCGGGAGGGUCCCCGAGUCCUGAGCCUGGGGGCCCGCGCGCGGCGCUUUAUGUACACUGGCCUUACUGCGAGAAGCGCUGCAGUUACUGCAACUUCAACAAGUACAUCCCUCAAGGCCUGGAGGAGGCUGCCAUGCAGAAGUGUCUGGUGACCGAAGCGCAGACACUGCUGCGGCUCAGCGGGGUGCAACGCGUGGAGUCCGUGUUCUUUGGUGGGGGGACCCCCAGUCUAGCCAGUCCCCACACAGUGGCUGCUGUCCUGGACGCUGUGGCACAGACAGCCCACCUGCCUGCAGACUCGGAAGUCACAUUGGAGGCUAAUCCCACUUCAGCUCCAGCCUCCAGGCUGGCGGAGUUCGGGGCAGCAGGGGUCAACAGGUUGUCCAUAGGCCUCCAGUCCCUAGACGACACUGAGCUCCGGCUGCUGGGACGGACGCACUCAGCCAGCGAUGCUCUGCGAACGCUGGCAGAGGCCAGGUGCCUCUUUCCCGGGCGCGUGUCCGUGGACUUGAUGCUGGGGCUGCCAGCCCAGCAAGUGGGACCGUGGCUUGGGCAGCUGCAGGAACUGCUGCACCACUGUGACGACCACCUCUCCCUCUACCAGCUGUCCCUGGAGCGGGGCACCACCCUCUUUGCCCAGGUACAGCAGGGCGCGCUCCCAGCCCCUGACCCGGAGCUCGCGGCUGAGAUGUACGAGAGGGGCCGGGCCGUCCUUCGGGAGGCUGGCUUCCGCCAGUAUGAGGUCUCCAACUUUGCCCGGAAUGGGGCGCUCAGUACACACAAUUGGACUUACUGGCAGUGUGGUCAGUACCUUGGCAUUGGGCCUGGGGCCCACGGGCGAUUCAUGCCCCAGGGGGCUGGAGGCCACACCCGGGAGGCUCGGAUCCAGACAUUGGAGCCUGACAACUGGAUGAAGGAGGUGAUGCGGUUUGGCCAUGGCACCCGGAAGCGUGUGCCCCUGGGCAGGCUGGAGCUGCUGGAGGAAGUUUUGGCCCUGGGGCUACGCACUGAUGUGGGGAUCACUCACCAGCACUGGGAGCAGUUUGAGCCCCAGCUGACCCUGUGGGACAUGUUUGGAGCAAACAAGGAGGUGCAGGAGCUGCUGGAGCGGGGCCUACUGCAGCUGGAUCACAGGGGUCUUCGGUGUUCCUGGAAGGGUCUGGCUGUGCUGGACUCUCUCUUGCUGACCCUCCUGCCUCAGCUCCAAGAGGCCUGGCAGCAGAGAGCCCCCUCCCCCGUACCAGGAGGAUGACCAGAUGUUCCUGUGUUCCAGGGUAAUGCCAGGUGGGCUUUGAGGGCUGGGUCGGCCCUGUCUCUGCUCCACGUGGCCAUUGCCCAGCCCUGGCAUCCCCAGGGGAAUGGCAGCAGUGAGGUAGAUGGGAGGACAUUUUUGGUCCGGGAGCUUGCAUCCCAUUCAGCAUCUCCGGACAUGUGUUCCAUGGCUGGGAGUUGCUUACCACCCACGUCAGCUUCUGUUUACCUUUUGACAUCAACGAAUGAACAGUGUUUGGAAAUCUUUCUACAGGCAGUUACCUCCCGAGGAGAAGCCUUCCUUACUUUGGAGUAAGGUCCUAAGACAGCUGGACGAAUCAGGAAAACCAUGUCCCCUCUAGGUAUUAUUAAUAUAUGCAGGAAGGAUCUACUGUAGGAAUGAAGUAUUUAUAAAACCAUUGAAAGGGACAGAGAAGUGAAAAUUGGAGAAAGCCAGCAGCAACUGUCAGAAAUGAGCAACGUGCAGGAGGCACAGAAGACUCCUGCUGAUGGUCUCAGCUUCCAGCAGCACAAAAGCAGGUGAUGUACAGGAAAAUGCUCAGAAGAUGCUGCAGAACCUCAUGCCUACUGCCUGCCAUGGCUGGAAAAGGAAUCGUGGCUUCUAGAAGUGCCUCUCAUUAGUGGACUUUAAAGCAAAUCCUGGCGGGCAGGAAAUGCUGAGGAAUAUAGUUCUCAGGCUUCAAGCCUCGACCGUAAGGGAGAGAACACAGAAGGACUUGAUGUAUGCUAGUGGGUCCAUGUGUGUCCAGCACAGCAGCCUGCUGGACUCUGAGGACUGGGAAAGAUCAGAGCAAGCCUUGCCUCUCAUCUUUGGGCAACCGGAAUAUGUUUGGGGUGACAGGAGCCACACAGACUCUCCUCAGUCCCCUCACCCACUCCCUUCCCCCUGUGUCUUUCCCUUGAGAGUGAAGGCGGGUGGAGUUGACCAGAGGAAGGGGAGAGAAUUCAGGAAAGACCCAAAGUGUUUGUAAUUCUUCUUUGUCCUUUUACCUACAGAGAUAGUCACAUGGUUCUACUUAAAUAGCCUAAUAAUCACAUCUGGAGCCUG
Cebus imitator (Panamanian white-faced capuchin) is the source of this 2516-nucleotide messenger RNA. RefSeq names its product radical S-adenosyl methionine domain containing 1 (gene RSAD1). Gene Ontology annotation, cellular component: cytoplasm. Gene Ontology annotation, biological process: porphyrin-containing compound biosynthetic process. The coding region runs from base 114 to 1448 and encodes 444 amino acids. The transcript has 9 exons. Lineage: Eukaryota; Metazoa; Chordata; Mammalia; Primates; Cebidae. The record is from RefSeq and is a predicted model, not a curated record. Gene Ontology annotation, molecular function: 4 iron, 4 sulfur cluster binding; coproporphyrinogen oxidase activity.